GUAAUGUUAUCUGUUUCGGUUUCCGGUCUGCAUUUGGCAACAGAAAGAUUAACUCAUUGUCACGUGCGAGAGUUUCCUAUUUGUAUUGGCACGCCCAUUGAACUGCGCAGAUAUUAAAGUAACCCACGCUAAACGUAUUUUUGAUAAAUGUAUUAUAUUAUGCGUUCUACAGUUGUCAACAAGGAAGGGGGCCAUCAACUAUCCAAGUAAAAUGGCGUCGGUAGUCCCACAUGUGUUCGUUCCGUGUAUGGUUUUGAUACUCGGUUUGUCUUGGGUGGCUAACGGGGUUGAUUUCCAGAGGGAUCCGCCUUGCCCUUGUUCUGAUCCAGCUCUGUGUGAUCCUAUACGAACCGAUCCAAAGAAGGAGAUUCACGUAUUUUCUACCAAUGGAGCCAACUGGAGGGACUACUUCUGGGACAACAUCACCACGGUGGCUGUACAAGAUGGCUUCGAUCCUCAGAUGAUGUGCCACGCCCACUCGAAGGGCGUGCGGAUCGUUGUAUGGGGUUCCUUUUCCGUUCAAACUCUCUUCAACGAGAGCGCCCGCAACGCCUGGGUCGAGCGCACCCUGAACUACAAUGUUGGGAACUUCACGGACGGGUAUAACAUAGACUUUGAGAUGCCACUGCUGAAAUCCCAGGCUCAUGUGCUAACAGCUAUGGUCAAACAGAUCAGGGAUGCAUUUAAAAAGGCCUUGCCAUACUCGAAAGUGACGUUCGAUUCUGCUUAUUCACCCAAUUGCACGUUCUUUGGACGAUGCUACGACUACCGUUCCAUAGGCGAGAUCGUAGACUACAUCCUCAUCAUGGCUUACGACGAACUCGAUCUCGUCGGUCUGAAGGCCAUGGCCAAUGCACCACUCAAUAUAACAACACAAGGUGUGGAUGACUUCAUCAAAGCUGGUGUACCUCCGGCCAAGCUCGUGCUUGCCAAUCCCUGGUAUGGGUAUAACUUCCCCUGCACGCUGUUAACAAAGAACGACACUUGCAAUUAUAAGUUGCUUACCUGGGGACAGCAAGACUAUAGCACUAUCAUGAAACUCCUGGCGAACAACUCUACGACCGGUCGAAAGUGGAGCGAAGAAUACCAGUCACCAUAUUUCGAUUAUAAGGACAGCGAAACUGGGCAGACUCACCAGAUAUGGUAUGACGACCCGAUUAGUCUCACUCUACGCUUUCAGAUGGCAAAGAACAAACAGCUCUAUGGCGUAUCUGUAUACCAAGCCGAUUGCCUGGAUUAUAGCACCAAUCAAAAGGCUGUUAAUGAGACUAAUGCGAUGUGGGAUGCUUUCCUUGGAGAAUAACUUUUCCUUUUUUUCUUUCUACAAAGUCAAUCCCAAAACCAAUUCCAUAAACAAAUCGCAAUUCCCUUCUAAAAUUAGUAACAUCAAACACAACAUAAUACAAAACAGUUCAAAAAUCUUUGAACACAUUAUUGGUUAAGAAGAAGAUCUAUGAAAAUUAGACAACAUAGUCAACAUUUGGCAACUAUAGUCUAUGCAUAAUAAAUGUAAUUGUUCCAUAUAAUAUGAGCAGACGAAUGUAAUAAUCAAGGUCGUGGUUAAAUUUUCAAGAUUGAAAAUAAGCUCCCUUUUGCUUUAAUAUGAUGGGAUACAGAUUUCAUUCUCGUGGUUGAAAUCGACCCUAGCACUGAAGUACUUGUAUGCCUAUGUCACUUUUUUCGAAUUAUGCAAUCGGUAUUCUGCUGGCAAUGCCUCAAUGUUAUAUUGUUUUCUUUUUGAUGUAGUCAAUGAAACUUUUCAAUAAAAUAAUGCCAUGAUAAACAAAACUCAUUGUCUAAUAUGCAACAUAAUCUGUGGUGAAUCCAUUGCUUUCAAUAAAAAGUACGGCUUAACUCUUCA
Molecule: messenger RNA, 1861 nt
Organism: Strongylocentrotus purpuratus (purple sea urchin)
Lineage: Eukaryota; Metazoa; Echinodermata; Echinoidea; Camarodonta; Strongylocentrotidae
Product: di-N-acetylchitobiase
Exons: 7
Coding region: 212-1303 (363 amino acids)
Biological process (GO): chitin catabolic process; carbohydrate metabolic process
Cellular component (GO): extracellular region
Molecular function (GO): chitinase activity; chitin binding
Source: RefSeq, a predicted model, not a curated record